Molecule: messenger RNA, 1743 nt
Organism: Durusdinium trenchii
Lineage: Eukaryota; Dinophyceae; Suessiales; Symbiodiniaceae
Source: the annotation of a GenBank genome assembly
AUGAUCCACUACAAUGCAUUGACACCCAAGCCACACUAUGCCUACAGCAACAGCUCUCGGAUUUCACAGUUGGACAUGGGGAAACUAGUACGGAAGACCGUAGACCAGGAUGCCAACCUCAAGACCUGCGAGACCUACGUCGACUCAGAGGGAAACAAGCGCUUUAAAGGUACCAAGCGUCUACGACAAACAGAGCUACUCAUGGAAUAUCCGGUCCGAUUUGGGUUCAAGCUGGUGGACAUGUUCGACGACCUGACCAAGACCAAUCGUGGCCAGGACCUUGAGAACCGCGAAGUCGCCGCGAAAGCUGACAUGAGUGAGGAGACUUCAGCUCUACCAAAGGCUGCCCCGCAAAUUGGCCUGCCUGAAGCAGAGACGAUAGAGGCUUCUAACCACCCCACGCUGGACGAUGGUGCCUUCAAUGGGAUUGAGGAGAUGAAAAGCAGGGCGGUUGCCACGGGUGGUGGUGACUCAAAGCCGCGUCAAGAGGAAGAGGUCGAGAAGCUGGAGCAGCAUGUGAAAAAGCUGGACAAUCAGUACGACGAAUGCAACAAGGUCAUGGCUAAAGGUGAGAUCAACAAAUUUGGGGGAACGAAUGCUAAGAGGUACGAGAAGAAGGACGAUGCUACGCCUGCUACGAAGGGCAAUGCUCGCAGUGCUGAUUCCAAGGGUUCUAAGAAGAGGAUCGUCCAAGAAGUCUCAGCCCUGGACUGCAUCAAGUUCCAGCUGCCAGCUGCGCAUGCUACGGCUGGGAAAGUACUUCAGCACAGUCUGAAGAUCAUGGAUGAUUUGCUAGAUACCCAUGCCCCAGCUAUCUUCAAAGUGGGGUUCACCCACAACCCCGCUUGGAGAUGGUCCAACGACCUUUAUGGAUAUGCCAAGUCCGUAGAAAAGUAUUCCAAUAUGAUCGUCCUCUACAUUACUGAUGAGCCAUGGGGCCCCGCAAUGUUAGAAGCAGCACUUAUUCAACAUUACCGGGGCACCCAGGGAUGCAAGAACAGUCGGCUUGGCGGAGACACCGUGAACACGAGCCUGACCGGCCUUUUUAUGUGCUAUGUCGUCUAUAGGCCACUUCGUGCCGUGCUGCCAUCAGAGUUGCCAAAGGACGAGAAAGCAUUCGACGAGAUCUUGGCGUGUCUGGCUCAUGACUCGGCGUCGAUGCUGCGCCAGGGUGUUGUAAGCAAUACCGGACAGAGGCCCAUUUUGUUGGACAUUCCUCACGAGCCAGAUAGGAGCGAUUUGCGAGCUGAUCCUAUGCUGUUGAUGUGUGCAGAAGCUACUUCCUGCAUGAAUUCUGCUUUCGAAGCGCUCUACACUCAGGACUUGUGGCUUCCUGGCCAUGAAGCAAGGCGUAUUGGACAGCUAGGGCUCCGAUUCAUGGAGUUGUAUGGCAAGUUGGCUCGACACGCCUACGACAAUGGGCAAGCAUUGUGGGCUUUCAUGCCCAAGGCGGCCGCCGUGGUGCUGUUGGGCGCCACUGGUUACAAGGUUCACAGUGGCGAAGGCAGCUCGUCCUUGUCCUUCGAGGACUUCCUGCAACUCCACGGGCGCAGCUAUGACUCCCAGGAGUAUUUGGAACGACAGGCCCUCUUUGAGCAGCGGAAAGCGGAGGUGAUCCAACAGAACAAUAGGUCCGCCGCGCGUUGGCGCGCCGCCGUGAACAAGUUCGCCGACUUCCGCGACGAGGAGCGAGAGGCGCUGCACGGCUACAAGCCCUCGCAGGCGGACGACCGGGGGGUUUGA